This is a messenger RNA of Closterium sp. NIES-67, 1925 nucleotides long. NCBI's taxonomy places the organism in Eukaryota, Viridiplantae, Streptophyta, Zygnematophyceae, Desmidiales, Closteriaceae. The record is from the annotation of a GenBank genome assembly.
GGCUACCAUCCCGUUGUUCAAGGCUUGCCCUACCUCGCUUCUUUGCUCUGUCGAAGUCAACAUGGAGGUUUGUCAGGCUAGGCUAGACGGCAUGGCAGCAAUUCAUGCUCUGGUCGUCGAAGCCAUUAGAUGCUGUCAAUCUGCCUCUGCGGAUGAAGCAGAUUCCAGAUGCAUCACUAUCUCGUUAUCCAAAGCUCUUGACGUCAAUUCAGUAGACAAUGUUGAGGCUUCAAGAGGGACAUUCGCGAUAAAUCACACUGGAGAGCCUCUGGCGGACAAGAAUCCCGCGACCUUCAUCAAUCGUCUGGUUUCGUCUUCCGCCUUCCAACAGACUGUUGGAGCACGCGAUUUCCCACAAAUUUCGUGGGGUGACGCCGUUGCGUUGAUGACCACAGGUAAGUGCUUCGUGUACAUUUUCGAAGUGUGAUGGACGUUCACGUGCGUAACCUGCUCAGGAAUGAACGACACCGAGGUCAAGAGGUAUGUUAUUGACAUUCCUGCUGAAGGCCAACCGACGUGGUCGCAACUCCCAUCAAUCGAGAAGCCAAAGGGAGCCUACUUCUCUGGCUUCGAGGUUUCUUUCGAUUUUCACGGAGUCGUUGAGGAUGCUGCCUUGAAAGUCCACGAGCUCAUAGGGAUGGUAAGUACAUGUCGUCUUGCCUUCAUUCAUUGAACACGGCGGCCAAUACUCAACGACGCUUCUCCGUUUGCAGGUGACCGUUCUUCAAUCACAAGUAUGCCAACUUCAUUUGCUCUUUCGUUCCUUUGUGGCUGAACUGUUGCCUGACUUCUACAAUCCUUUUCAGACUUCGAUCGGCCUUUCCUUGGGAAAUUUCUGCGACGAGUUUCAGUCAUUGAUUCAUGACUUGCCAUCCGCAACGAAAGAGACCGCCCCAGGAUCAAUAACGUUAUCAUAUGCCCCAGAUGACGAUGACACCGAGUUCAGCAGUUUAGAAAGGUUUAAGUCAGGCGUGUCACAGUCAUUGCUAUUACAACGUGAAAUUUGGUCUGCAUUAAAGCAGGGGCAACCAAAGGCUGCCCCAUGCCUCGCAUCAGCAAGCAUGACUCAUCGCUUGUGGAAUCUGGACUGCGUUGCUGCGUACGAGGAAGGAUCAAAGGACAACGUAACAGUGAGUGAAGAGUAGACCAGGAAGCAUAUUUCUUUCCCACAUCAUGUUAGAAGAUUUAAUGGAGUUCAUUGUGCUUUCAGGUGAAAGUGUUCAAAGACUGGUCGCCUCUUCUUGACGGAACCAGUGUAAUAAUGGCCUUGUCAGAAAGCAAACUCUGGAACAGUUUCGGGAUCAGCAUUGCGGAUGCUGCUAUUCACAACUUUUUUGGUGUUCUCCAUGCGGGAAAGAGCUUUAUGGAGAAACAUCUCAGCAUAUUCCUCCAUCUGCACAAUGAACAUAUCUCAUGUGUGAAACCCGAGAACGUCCCACAGAGAGUUCUGCCGAAGCUUGUCAAGGAUGCAGUUGCUGCAGCUUUGCGGCAGUUGAAGACUCAGCUUCCUGGUGACUUCUCAUCCGUACACCAAGCGAAGGUAGGCAAGAAAAUCCAUGCAGAUUUAAUUGUCGUUGAGUAGAGCACUUGACACCGAGUUCUCUUUCAGGUUGGGAAUUGCUUGCCUGAUUUGGCAACUAGCCUUGCAACCAUAGUGAUGGACUCCAGCAAUCAGCAUUUCCAAGAGGAGUGUUCCAAAAUCUUGGGGGUUCAGGAUGUCAACAAUGUUGAAACAGCCAUUCUGCAGCGGCUGAGCUCUAUUUCAUUGGCGCCUGAUCAUGGAGGAAGAAUGCUGCCUUGUAAGCGCCAGCCUAAAAAAAUGGAUGAGAUGGAUGUAUAGUGGGCACUGGAUUGAAUGAAGGAAGCCAUGUUAACCGCGACAAGGGUAGUACAAGGAUCCUCCUGUUAUAUUUUGAGCUAGUCCA